This is a messenger RNA of Myotis lucifugus (little brown bat), 949 nucleotides long. Its product is annotated as mitochondrial amidoxime reducing component 2. Gene Ontology annotation, molecular function: molybdopterin cofactor binding; pyridoxal phosphate binding; molybdenum ion binding. Gene Ontology annotation, cellular component: mitochondrial inner membrane. The record is from RefSeq and is a predicted model, not a curated record. Gene Ontology annotation, biological process: nitrate metabolic process. Lineage: Eukaryota; Metazoa; Chordata; Mammalia; Chiroptera; Vespertilionidae.
AUGGCGGGCCGAGGACUCUACACAGCAGCUGGGAAGGUCAAGUUCAUGCCUGACCCAGCUUGGGGAAAGUUCCAGGGCGGAGGGGUCGAUGCAAGAGGGAACCAGAGGGCAGCCCUGGGGAGGGAAGAAGAGGAGGAGGAGGGGGAGGGUUCCCCGAGUGGUCCCGGGCUUGUUUCUCGCAGGUUUUGGCUGGUGAUUAAGGAAGACGGACACAUGGUCACCGCCCGCCAGGAGCCCCGCCUGGUCCUGGUCUCCAUCGCCUACGAGGACGACUGCCUGGUCUUCAGGGCGCCCGGCGCGGAGCAGCUGGUCUUGCCCAGCAAGCUGCCUUCUUCCAACGCCGUGCACGACUGCAGGAUUUUCGGUCUUGACAUUAAGGGCAGGGACUGUGGCGACGAGGCCGCUCUGUUCACCAGCUUUUUGAAAACGGAGGCCUUCAGGCUGGUCCAGUUGAAACAGCAUGAAGGGAAGGGCGUCGAGGAACAUUUCCCGUCUUUCGUGCCGGACUAUGAGGUGGCCUACCCGGACUGCAGCCCGGUAAUGAUCAUCUCGGAGGCCUCCCUGGCGGAUCUGAACACCAGGCUAGAGAAGAAGGUGAAGAUGGAGCAAUUCCGGCCAAAUAUCGUGGUGACGGGCUGCGAUGCCUUUGAGGAGGAUACCUGGGACGAAAUCCGAAUUGGCAGCACGGAAAUGAAAAAGGUUUUGGCUUGCCCCAGGUGCGUCAUGACCACGGUGGACCCGGAUACCGGAGUGAUAGACAGAAAGGAGCCCCUGGAGACGCUGAAGAGCUACCGCCUGUGUAAUCCUUCCGAGAAGCACAUCUACAAGUCAUCCCCACUUUUUGGGAUCUAUUAUUCGGUGGAAAAAAUCGGAAGCUUGAAAGUGGGCGACCCCGUGUACAAGAUGGUGCAGUGACGGACCCGCGGGGUGAGUGACGUGGGAAAGGCCG